Molecule: messenger RNA, 565 nt
Organism: Eucalyptus grandis
Lineage: Eukaryota; Viridiplantae; Streptophyta; Magnoliopsida; Myrtales; Myrtaceae
Product: major latex allergen Hev b 5
Exons: 2
Coding region: 124-459 (111 amino acids)
Source: RefSeq, a predicted model, not a curated record
UUAGCAACUUCUCUCCCCCUAUAAUUGUUUCCUCCUCCUAUUGAAAAAAGCCAGAGCUUCUCCCACAACUGUCUCCGAAACUCAAAUUCCCAACCAGGAGUCAGUUGCGUGCGAGCGAUCAUCAUGGGAGGUUGUGCAAGCAAACCCAAGGAGACCGACGGCACCACCGCCCCCGUAGAGACUCCUGCCACCGAGACCGUCCCUCGGGAGAACGGCACUGGAGAGGAGACCCACAAGGAAGCCCCUCUGGUGGAUCUUUCCGAGCCCAAACCCGAGGGCGGAGACAAGACUGUAGAGGCUAAGGAGGCAGAGCCCGAAACCAUCACCAAAGAGCUCGACGCUUUGGCCUCGGAAUCAACUGCCGCGCCACAAGAGACCGAGGUCGAAGCAGCUGAGGAGAAGCCCAAGUACGCGAGGGCCGAAGAGGCAAUGGAAGCCGCAGUAGCCAAGAGCUCCUGAGGUGUAGGCUAUGAUGCUCCACUUGUUAUGACCAGAUUUAACUUGAAAUUGAAUUUGUUUGCUGCAUAACGAUUAAAAAAAAAAAAGGAAGAAAAAAGUGGAAUUG